Molecule: messenger RNA, 864 nt
Organism: Apus apus (common swift)
Lineage: Eukaryota; Metazoa; Chordata; Aves; Apodiformes; Apodidae
Gene: ISCU
Product: iron-sulfur cluster assembly enzyme
Exons: 5
Coding region: 23-505 (160 amino acids)
Biological process (GO): intracellular iron ion homeostasis; iron-sulfur cluster assembly
Cellular component (GO): cytoplasm; mitochondrial matrix
Molecular function (GO): ferrous iron binding; 2 iron, 2 sulfur cluster binding
Source: RefSeq, a predicted model, not a curated record
CGGCGCGGCCGGGCCGCAGAAGAUGGCGGCGCUGCGGGCGGGGCGGGCGCUGCUGCGGGGCGGGCGCGGGGCGCCGCGGGCCCGGGCGGCCUACCACAAGAAGGUGGUGGAUCACUACGAGAACCCGCGCAACGUCGGCUCCCUCGACCGCAACGCCAAGAACGUGGGCACCGGCCUGGUGGGGGCCCCGGCCUGCGGCGACGUCAUGAAGCUGCAGGUGGAGGUGGAUGAGAACGGGAGGAUCGUCGACGCCCGUUUCAAAACGUUCGGCUGCGGCUCAGCAAUCGCCUCCAGUUCCUUGGCAACGGAGUGGGUGAAAGGGAAGACGGUUGAUGAAGCGUUGAAGAUCAAGAACACAGACAUUGCCAAAGAGCUCUGCCUUCCCCCUGUCAAACUGCACUGCUCCAUGUUGGCUGAAGACGCCAUCAAGGCUGCCUUGGCUGAUUACAAGUUGAAGCAGGAUCCAAACAAAGAGGAGUCCUCAAAGCAAGCAAACAAUGCCUGAACUGCACAGCUUGUCCUCAUUCCACCUCCGUUUGCAGUGCGAUUAUUGUAGCUGUUAGUAGGAUCCUGUGCACAACUCAAUGAAGCUGUAAGAUACGCACAACUUACGCACAAUGUGUCACUCCCCAGGUGUGUGCAGCUGCUCCUGUGCUGCCACAGCUGGGAUGGGGGUGUUCCAGCAGCUGGAAUCCUGUCAUGACUCUGUUGGAAAUGUUAAGAGUGAAGACUGCUCAACUGCAGAGAACUUGGUAGCUUCUCUUGGGAGAGAAAAUCCUGCUGGUCUGGUACUGGAAGGGCUGUACUUUUAUUUUUUGGGAAGCUGUAUCGUUUUGCCUAAUAAUUUCCAGAAUUGAGUGGGAA